UUCCCUUCAGUUCGUUCCAGGAAAUGAGGGUGGGUGCAUGUGGCCAUUACUUCAUCUUGACUAAAGCGAUAGAACAUAAUCAAGUUUUGAGUGCACAUCGCAAAUACCAGUGUUUGUGCUUUCAUCCGCCUAUCGAAUACAAGUGUUAGACUUCUAAAGCUAGUAGAAGAUGUCUCGUCAACAUCAACCCUUUUCCAUCUCGUCGACUCUCAGUUUUCCGGCUGUUAAGCGAUGGACUGCUCUGAUUUUAGUGGCAGUUUGCUUGUCAUUUCACCCUUGUCAAGGGGCCAGAGCAUUGGAAGCCAAGGAGAGCUCUCACAUGUCGCAUUCAGAGGAAGAUUUGACAAUGGCAGCAAACAAAUCUCCGUUUGACUUGGAGAUCCCAAGACAAGAGCGAAGGCUCUACCGUCCCAGCUUAUCCGGACGUGAGGACAGUUAUAGUGCGCAGAUUAUCGAGUAUUUCGAGUCUGAGAAAGAUUAUCACGACGAGGAUACCGAAGAGAUCUCAAAUGAGGUUCCAGUGUUGCCCAAAAGGGGUCUGGUCCCGCAAUUGUGGCCUAAUUAUACAGGCCCACCGGAAUUGCCCGCCGAAGAGGAACCCUGCCAUGUGUCACAAUUGAAGUGCGCCUAUCGAGACGGUUGUGGAUUGGCCAUCCAAAACUACAUGCUGGCCUGCUCAGCCUUGGCUGAAGGCAAGACCACCACGUGCACCACCUAUUGCAAACAUUCAUUAAUCGCCUUAAUGUCCACCCCUGAAGGCAAGCGACUUAUGAAGUGUAAUUGCACGGAUGACGCGUUUUGCCACAAUUCCAAGAAGAACAUUGCCCAAUGUGAGGCCGAAGUGUUCCAAGCCACCCAACCGAACACGGUGGUCUCUUGUUCAGCCGCACGCUGGAUUUGUGCGGCUGAUCCCCAAUGUUCCACGGCCCUCGAUUACUAUCACCAGUAUUGUGCGGCCAUGUUCAAGGGCAAGAAGUGCACCAAGCGCUGUCUGAACGCCAUCCACAUUCUCAAGAAACAGACGUCCGCCUCCAAAUUGGAGCAUUGCGUGUGUGAUGGAUCCGAGGAUUUCCAAUGCCGGAAGAUCAAGGAUAACAUGGAGCAAUUGUGCUUCAAUCAGCCCGAUAAGGAGGAGAUCCAUCGAGAUAUCCACACCAAUGAGAUUGACAACGGCGCUAGCCAUUUGAGCACUCCUACACACGUUCAGGCCUUAUUGAUGAGUGCAGCUACAUGGCGGUUAUUCGCUUUAUGAAGGCCUCAAGUUCAACAAUGUCAAUCGUACCUCCGAGUCAUUCCUUCUGAUCAGAUACCAAAAACACACAGAAAUGUUCAAAUUAUACCGGAUAACUUAAAUAAAACAUAGAUUUAUAC
Messenger RNA from Tigriopus californicus, 1371 nucleotides. RefSeq lists its product as uncharacterized. The coding region runs from base 170 to 1252 and encodes 360 amino acids. Gene Ontology annotation, biological process: regulation of cell cycle. The transcript is spliced from 3 exons. NCBI's taxonomy places the organism in Eukaryota, Metazoa, Arthropoda, Copepoda, Harpacticoida, Harpacticidae. The record is from RefSeq and is a predicted model, not a curated record.